UAUCCUCCUCCUCUAGUCACGGGAGUUUACUCAGACCAGGUCCAACCUCCAGUACAGCCUCUAUUCAUCAACCUCGUCUUAUCUAUCCAACACAAGGUAUUAGUGCCCAAAAAUGGCGGAUGUUGAAAAGGGAGAAAACAAACCAACUGUAGGGCCUGAUGGUCGUCCUCUUGGACCCGAUGGAAAACCUCUUCCGGGCCCAGCACAGAUGCAACAGAUCAUGGCUCAGAAGCGAAUGGCCCAACAACAGGCUCAAGUUGAUGAAGUAGUUGGGAUUAUGCGGAACAAUGUUGAGAAGGUUCUAGAGCGAGACCAGAAACUGAAUGAGUUGGAUGAGAAAGCUGAUGCUCUGCAAGAUGGCGCCAGCCAGUUUGAGAAAAGUGCUGGAAAACUGAAAAACAAGUUUUGGAUGGAGAACAUGAAGAUGAUUGUCAUAGGUGGUAUUGCAGGGGUCAUACUUCUGGGACUCAUCUACUGGAAUUAUUUCGCAAGUCCUGAGCCACAGUACCCUCCUAACUACUAUCCUCCACCCCCUCCGCAAAACGGUGCCCCGCAGAAGGCCCCUGUCGGCGGCGAAGACGAUGCUAGCGACGACUCAUAAAAACAUUAACGGCAAAAUUCGUAAUCGACCUACUUUCGGAUCCAACAUAGAGUGAUUUCGAUAAUGUUCUAACUUCGCAAAAAAUUGUUUCUCGUAAUCCAUGCCCCUUCAUCUCUCUGCAAUUACCCUUACAAUUACACUGACCAGAUUUUUAUUUUUUUUUAAUCUAUCUUAUUUGUUCAGGUGGAAAUUUUAAAAUACUCAGUUAUUAAACUUUAAAAAUAUUAGAGAAUUAUUUACAUAAGCUUCAGAACACCCCACUCUUACGUGUAUAUGAGCAUACACUGAACAAUAUCUUUUUCAGUGUUUUUUUCCAUUAUAUCUAUAAUGUAUAAUGUACUACUUAUUUCCCCGACCUAGAUAUUAUUAUCUUAAUUUCAUUCUCCUCUCAGAGUAAAGUUAAUUAUUAUAUUUGAACAAAAAAAGGCAAUUAUUAAUAUCCAUAAGAAUUUUUUUGCUUGACUUAAUUAUGACCUGAAGAAUGAAUAAAGCUUAAUCUAUAAAGUUUAAUUUUUGAAACAUCUGAUUCAAAUACUCAUUUUUUCUAUUUUCAACCUUAUCUGCUUUAAGAAAGCUUACAUGCAAGAAAAUGUCAUCUUAAAUUAGUAAAAAUCUUCUUUGAUUAUUAAUAUAUUUACAAAUAUUUAUUAAAACUAAAAUUUGGAAUGUUGUAAAAAGUUAUCUGAAAUAUUUCAAAUUUUCUAAAUGUUCAACAUUGUUUAUAAUUGGUUAAAGAAAAGGUUUAUCAAUAAACUGUUAAAACAUU
Molecule: messenger RNA, 1367 nt
Organism: Eurytemora carolleeae
Lineage: Eukaryota; Metazoa; Arthropoda; Copepoda; Calanoida; Temoridae
Product: vesicle-associated membrane protein 2
Exons: 2
Coding region: 113-601 (162 amino acids)
Biological process (GO): vesicle-mediated transport; vesicle fusion
Cellular component (GO): SNARE complex; plasma membrane
Molecular function (GO): syntaxin binding; SNAP receptor activity
Source: RefSeq, a predicted model, not a curated record